AUGAAAUCAGAAGCAUAUGCCCCUGCAGGACAUGCAACAUAUCCUCGUCCUUAUGGCUAUAAACCUCACCGUCACGAUCACCGUGGUAGUUCUGGUUUAUGCGGGUGCCUAAGGUGCUGUUGCUGGUGCUGUAGUUGCUGCCGCUGCUGCAUCUAUAUAAUUUUGUUCAUAAUUAUACUCUUGGUGGGAAUUGGUUUGGUUUUAUACUACCUUAUUAAGCCUGUAGUUCCUUCCUACGACCUUGAACAGAUUGAUAUAAAGUCUUUUGAUAUUAGAAAGGAUGAUAAGUUAUACACUGAUGUUGAGGUUGUUGUGAAGGCAGAGAAUCCGAAUAAAGACAUUGCGAUGGACUAUUUGGAAAAUGAAGUUGGGAUAAUGUACUCAGGGUCUCAACUUUGUUCAGGGCAGAUACCUCCUUUCUUGCAGCCAGGUAAGAACACAACAACACUCAAGGUGGAGAUGAAGGGGGAAAGCGAGUUUGGAGCCCAAAUGCAAAAUCGACUUAUGGAAGACGAGAAGUUAGGGAAAAUUCCUUUGCUAAUAACAGUGAGGCUUCCGAUAAGGUUUGUGAUUGAAGAUAUUGUUCAUCUCAAGAAAAUUGUGGCCAAGGUAAAUUGCUCCGUGCUUCUUGACAAGUUGGAACCCAACAAAAAGCCUAGUAUUUUGAGUAAAGAUUUCACUUAUGGAGUAGGGUUCUGA
This is a messenger RNA of Sphenostylis stenocarpa, 699 nucleotides long. The record is from the annotation of a GenBank genome assembly. Lineage: Eukaryota; Viridiplantae; Streptophyta; Magnoliopsida; Fabales; Fabaceae.